Daphnia pulex (common water flea) is the source of this 2865-nucleotide messenger RNA. Its product is annotated as transcription factor A, mitochondrial-like. The transcript has 7 exons. The record is from RefSeq and is a predicted model, not a curated record. Gene Ontology annotation, molecular function: DNA binding, bending. Gene Ontology annotation, biological process: regulation of transcription by RNA polymerase II. The coding region runs from base 1855 to 2631 and encodes 258 amino acids. Lineage: Eukaryota; Metazoa; Arthropoda; Branchiopoda; Diplostraca; Daphniidae.
UGAGCAGACGAUGUUGAAAUCACGUCGUUAAUCGUCGACUUCGUCGUGUUGGUUGCCAUUCGUUUCGAUUCGUAAUAACUUUCUAAACAAACAUUAACCGUUGAGUACAUUUUAAAUUACUAUUCAUCAAUCCUUGGAUAUUAACUUGGCGAGUUCUGGCGUUCAUUGUUUCAAAAAGAAAUAAUACAAUGUAUGCCAUUCGAAUGUUACCGAGUUUAUCAAACCUUGGGAGAAAAGCGAGCGGUCGACCAUUAUAUAUAUCAGUCAAUUAUGCUACCAAGCGUUUAAGCAUUGAAGAAAAAUUGGGCUUCCCAGAAAGACCAAAAAAACCUUUACCUCCAUACAUUGACUAUUGCCAAAAAAAAUUUGCUGAAUUUUCAAAUGUGUCCCAAAAAGUUCUACCUAGAGAGAUAAUCCCAAAGUUUGCUGAAGAAUGGAAACUGAUAGAUAAAGAGACAAAGACAAAGCUGAUGAAUGAAUAUCGUGAAAAAUUACAAAAAUAUCCAGACACUCUACAACAAUAUUAUCUUUCAUUAACUGAUGCUCAACGUUUGGAAUUAGAAACUGUUAGAAAUGAAAAGGAUGCAUCUGCACAGAAGAGAAAAUUAAGACUUGAAAAUAGAAAAACAGGGAAACCUAUUCGUCCUGUUAACCAAUUUGGAAUAUUUGUCAAGGAAGUUUUUCCCAAAGUAUCAGCCGGAGAUUCAGGAAAGCCUAAUGUACAAGCUACCUUAAAAGACAUUUGCAAAAGAUGGAAAAAUCUAACUCCGGAAGAGAAAGCACCAUACAAAUUAAAAUUUGAAGUGGCUGAUCAGGAAUAUCAAAAGAAAUUAGUCGAAUGGGAGGACGAAAUGGUUCGACAAGGAAAGGCAAAUCUGGUCAGGGUUCGAGCCCGGCCCAUUCUUGGUCUAGACGAUUCGAAAAAAUUUUCUAAGGAAACGGAACGUAUUAAAAAACCAAUGAAAACGAAGUAGGAAAACACCGCCUGUAACUCAAAAAUCAGUCGUCAACCUUCAGAUCCUAUGGAUUCCUUUGAAACAGAUUUGGAUUGGACCCAAACAAAUGUGAUUGAUCUCCGUCAAGCAUUACAAUGGCCUAAACAUCUUAGUUUCAAUUUCUGCCAAAUUGUUUUUUUUAAGUAAAAUAGAUUUAUUUGGUAUAAAAAGAUUGUAUUUUCAAAUGCAAAAUUUUUUGCAUGUGUUCAUUGAGUUACAGGCACAUGAUUUGUUUGUUUGUUUUUUUUCAUUUUCUUUACAAUCCACUACGUCCAAUCUCCAAUACAACCUCCUACGUCUAAGAUAGAAGAUUGUCCUUCCUCCUACGUCUAAGAAAGAAGAAAGAUUGUCCUUAAUUUCCGCUCUUUGGGAUUAUAUUACGCUAGCGCGGUAAAUUUGCCGCACUCCCGACCGAACGAAAAUUGGGCCGAAAAAUGUCUGCAUUGAAAAUUGAAAUAUAUUUUAACUUAUAAAUAUAUUUAUAAACAUUUAUACUUCAAUAGUUAUUAGUUAAAAAAAUGGAUUAGACUGUGUCACUAAUUUCAAGAGAUAGAAUUGAAAUUUGCAGUUCAAUUUCAGCUAAUUUCUUGGUUGUUGUUUAACCUCUCUCUUUUGAGGAUUGUAAGUUGUGACGUUGUAUUUUUGUGCAGACGGCGCAAAACUUUGUUAAAACUUAUUUUGUUGUUAUUAUAAAUUUCUAAUAAAAACAGAAUAAACAUAAUUCGUUAAGUGCAUUCGAUAAGUCCCUUAUAGAAGUUAGCCAAUAAAUCUUCACAGACAGUUUCAAAACUUAACACAUUCUUAAUUUCAUAAAGGUUUCCUUGGGUCCAUCCGUUUCCUUUUAAAGUGUAAUAAUAGGAUGUUUGCUAUUCGAAUGUUGCGGAGUUUAACCAACCUUGGGCCAAAAGUAAGUGGCCAAUUAUGGUCAAUGAACUACGCUACUGUUAAGCGUUUGAGUCUUGAAGAAAAAUUGGGCUUACCUGAAAGACCAAAGAAACCUUCAUCUCCAUAUCUGCAGUUUUGUGGACAGAAAUUUACAGAGUUUUCUAAAAUGCACCCUGGAUCUACUUUUACAGAGAUAGCUCAUAAACUUGCAGAAGCAUGGAAACUAGUAGACAUAGAAACAAAGACCAAGAUGAUGAAUGAAUUUCAUGAAAAAAUAAAGACACAUCCAGAAGCUCUACAGCAAUAUUACAGUACAUUAACUGAUGCUCAACGUGUGCAGUUGGAAGCUGCAAAAAAGACUAGGAUGGAAUCUCUAAAGAAGAUAAGAUCAAAAUUUGAACUGAGAAAAACAGGAAAGCCUACUCGUCCCACUGGCAUGUUUGGAAUUUUUGUUAAGGAUGUUUAUUCGAAAAAGACAGAUGAUUCGACAAAAUAUUUUGGAACAGGUCACUUAAAAGAAAUCAGUAAAGUGUGGAAUAAUCUAACUCCCGAAGAGAAAGCACCUUAUAAAUUCAAGUAUGAAAAGGACGAAAAAGAAUACCGAAAAAGGUUAGCUGAAUGGGAAGAAGAAAUGAUUCGUCAAGGAAAGGCUAACUUGGUCAGGAGUGAGUCACAACCAAUUCCUGUUUCAGAUGAAUCGAAAAAUUCGAAAAAGUUACCCCCUUUAAAAAAACAAAUGAAAGGAAAGUAGGAAAACAUCCACAUAAACACUCAAAUUGCCCAUCAAUCCUUAUUCAUACAUCACCUCAUUUAAUAAUGAUUUGGAAUGGAAUGGACCUAUAAAAAAAAAAUUUAUUGAUCUCCAUCAAGUAUUUAAAAAUCCUAGUUGCACUACUUGUAAAACUAUUUUUUAAGUACCAAAAAAGGAUGAUUUGUGGUUUUGGUUGGACAAUAUGCUUCUUCCCAAGAAAUUAAUUUACAGGCA